AUGUUAAGGAAUGUUGGAAAAUUAUUAAAUUUCAAUAAAAAAUUAAUAAAUCCAAUAAUAAAGAGAUCAUUCAAUAAGGAUGCAUCUUAUGAAAAAUUAGGAUUAUUUAAAGAAUUUUUUGAUGAGCCAAAAAAUUGGGAUCUUGAAGAUAUACCUAGGUCUAGAAGACCAGGAAGAGAAUGGACUAUUGAUGAGUUGCGGCUUAAAAGCAACACUGAUCUUCAUAAAUUAUGGCCAUUUCCUAAUGAUGAAAGAAAUGAUCGUGUUAAAAUGAGUAUGGAAAAUAUUGAAGAAGUUAUCAGUGAAAGAAAUAAUGCUUUUUAUGAAUUAGAGACAGGAUUACCAGCAACUCCAAGAAAAAGACGUGUUACAAGUUUUCUUGGUUUUACAUAUGAAAAACAAGUUGAAGAACAUGCUUUACCAAAUGAAAUUACAAAACAAAAGGAAUAUGAAAUUCCUUAUCUGGAUGAGGAUGCUUAUAUUAUGCAAAAAUUAUGGAAUGAAAAGAAGUAUUGGCAAGAUAUUGAAUUAGGUAACAUGAAAGUUUUGGAAGAUCAAAAGAAUGAGAGUCAAGUAAAAUAUUUGAGAAGUUUAAGAAAAACAUAUAAUGAUAUAUCUCAAGUUAAAGGAUUAAGAUAUAAAUAA
Messenger RNA from Strongyloides ratti, 645 nucleotides. RefSeq names its product 39S ribosomal protein L47, mitochondrial. Bases 1 to 645 code for a protein of 214 amino acids. NCBI's taxonomy places the organism in Eukaryota, Metazoa, Nematoda, Chromadorea, Rhabditida, Strongyloididae. Gene Ontology annotation, cellular component: mitochondrial large ribosomal subunit; mitochondrial ribosome. Gene Ontology annotation, molecular function: structural constituent of ribosome. The record is from RefSeq and is a predicted model, not a curated record. Gene Ontology annotation, biological process: mitochondrial translation. The transcript is spliced from 4 exons.